This is a messenger RNA of Leptidea sinapis, 662 nucleotides long. RefSeq lists its product as uncharacterized. The coding region runs from base 72 to 623 and encodes 183 amino acids. The transcript is spliced from 4 exons. NCBI's taxonomy places the organism in Eukaryota, Metazoa, Arthropoda, Insecta, Lepidoptera, Pieridae. The record is from RefSeq and is a predicted model, not a curated record.
GUUUUAUGUUUUUAAAUUAAUUCAAUACAGCAUUGUAUUUACUUGAUGCUUUCAAGUUAAAUUUUGUAGAGAUGGAUAGAAAUAUUUCAAUAAGAAAUUGUUCAAAAUUUUUUACGUGUAUGGUAUUAGCGAUUGGAAUAGCCACUGCACUUGAAGUAGUCUUUGAACGCUGUGAAAUGGUAUAUGUGAAUCCGAAAUAUUUUAGUAAUGUGACACUAAAUGUGAGACGAUAUUCCCGAAACGGUUCAUAUAAUUUAAAUUUAGGUGGAAAAGUACUACGCGCAUUAGACAAGAAUGUUUCGAUCGCUUUAAUUCUUGAGGAAUAUCUUCAUAACGAGUAUCAGCCGUCGUUCGUGCAAUUCAAGUUUGCGACCUGCGACAUGUUGAAGUUUCCAUAUAUUGACCUUGGAAAACGAUAUAAUUUAAAAUGUCCUAUUAAACCGGGUUAUGUAAUGCUUCGCAAUUUGACAGUUCUUGCCGCAAACUUUCCCGCUGUGUUUCCAUUUGAAAAAGGGCGAGUAUAUGUGAAGUUUUACAUAACGGACACAGAAGAGACGAUGGCCUUGGGAUACGUUUACGCUUCAUUUAAGGGAUCGCGAAGAUCGCGUCAUUUUGCAACGUAGUACCUAUCUAGGUGCAAAUAUUUUUCUAUAAUAAAUUAA